UUCGUCAUAUCUUCACCAUAUGAUAUGAUGGCCGGACGCAAUGUUGACUCUACGUUUGUUUCGCACAUCUAGAAGGCUCCGUCUCAAUUUUCGGUUGAUGCAGAUACUCUAAUGCACGGUGACGUUAUGAAGAAAUCGUUAUCUUUCUCUCCUACAGAAAAUUAGAAAAAAACAGACAAACACCUGUAGAAUUUUAAAGGAAAACCCCUUGUAUCACUUUUUGAUGUUCUUUCAAUGUUUUUUUUUGACUUUCCUCAAUUACCAUGUCGCUGUUGCCACAAAACUCUGUAAACAGCUCUCCGUUCUUUCUCAUUUAGUCCGAGAGCAUGACGUCCCUUGACGAGCUCGUCAAGACUCGUCGUGCACAACAGGAUCUUGAUACCACCCGGAUGGGAUCUUAUCCAAGAUAGCAUUCAAUUGGCUGUAAAUGUUUUUUUGUGUCUUGCAUUGCGGCAGCAUAUGCGCGUAAUAUUAGAUUUCUCUAAGAUUUCGAAACUGUGCUCUGAAUCUGGCCACAAUUAUUCUCUCAUUAAUUGAUUUCAACUUCAUAAGCGUUGCGUGGGCAUGAGCGCUGAAAACAACUCCACGGUAAUGAGGAGCGAUUCGCACAAGUAUUCGUCUCGUAUGCCAGAGUAUAGCCAAAUUUGACUUGAUGCCAAUCUAUGUUUUCCCAAGUUCGGCUGACGUUCUUCGCUCAGCUUGAGUGAACUUGAUAUAUACAACCGCUUGAUGUCAGAACAGGCGCUGGUUGAACGACAUCUUCUUGGAGAACGGAUGCUCGAAUCGUACAUCCUCAAUUUAGCAGAAAUCAGAAGGAAGGAACAGUGCCCGGGCUGGACUACCGCAGCUAAGCACAUAACUCUUGCAACAGGCGGUCCUUGUCAUGACCCGUGGAAGCAUGAUGUAGGAGCUUGUAUUGCCAAUUCUAUGUUGAAGGCUCCUUCCAGGUUAUGGACUAUUUUUGCAAUCAUACUUGAAACAUUUUAACAGAAAAACUCAGGUAUCAAAAAAAGCGCAGUUUUGAAAACGUAUUCAAAUUAAUGACCCCAUGAACAAAUCAUUUAGAACGCUUAACACCAUCGUGCAUCAUACGGGCAUCUAACGUGAAUCAUGAAGAAAUAAUUAAUGUGCGAGAACAGUCAUGCAUGUGAUGGAGGCGCGAGAUGGGUAAACCUAAACAAUCGACGAUAAAUGGAGAAAUCUUGGCAAACAUAUGGGUAAAUAGUGUAUACUCAGACAGAAAUUCAUUCACUAUGCAGUAGCGCUUGGUAGGCAAUUUUCUCCACCCUAGACUCGAUCUUGCAGUCAGUCAAUGGAAACUAUCCAGCUUUGGUUUGUGAGCUGGGGUUGGAAAACGAGUUUCGUUCAGUAGUACCGUAUCGUCGGAGCCUAUUUAUCACAACCAACACUGAUUGUGGUGAAUGAAAAGAAAAGUGACAGUUUUUUUUUUUGUAAUCCAAUGUGAUAGGUUGGACUUUCAAAAUAGUAAUAAUAAGCCGAAUUAGAAUUGUUGGAAAUAUUGAAAUAAAAAUGCGUACAAUUUCAAAGAAAUUUAGCGUAAACUUCUUAGACAACAUCACAGCUCCUAGAUAUGAAACUCAGUAUAUGCAAGCCACAUCAUUCUAUAAGUCUGUCAAUUUUUUAACAAUUGACUUAAUAUUUUGUACACAGUGUGGCUUAUAGUGGAACCGUAUUUAUUUUAAGCACAAUGCUGCGAAGUAUUCAAAUGGAUAAAUUUAGCACUAUUUAUCCUUAUUUUUGUAUUGAGAGAGCACGCGUAAAAUCGUGUCUUUUAUACAGGUUGAAUGUGGGUGGAAGCGUAUGCUUUGGAAGGGUUCCCGUUCCUUGUAUAUGCUGUACAAUAUAUAAAUAUUAGAGUCAGCCUCCAGUUAGCCUAGUGGUUAAGGAUAUGGAUUGCCAAACCGGAGACGGCCGGUUCGAUUCUCGUUCCAGUCGGGAAAAUUUUCUCGACACCCUGGGCAUAGUGUAUUAUUGUACUUCUCUCACAAUAUACAAAUUCAUGCAAUGGCAGGCAAAGGAAGCCCUUCAAUUAAUAACUGUGGAAGUGCUCAACGAACAUUAAGUUGAAGCGAGGCAGGCCAAGUCCCAGUGGGGACGUAGAGCCAUAAAGAACAAGAAGAACAAUUGCGAUCAAUUUACCAUAUGAUAUAUAUCAUACUUUGGCUCCGUUCUUCUACCUGAACAAAUCAUUCUCCGUACCGUUGAACGUUGUUAGCAUGUGUGUAUGAAUGGGGAAUGAGUUUGCACUUAAUAUGUAUGAAAUAAUCUGCACUUCCAAAUUCCGGCCACUAGGAAACGAACCGCUUCACUUCAGAUGGAGGAAAUAAUUGAAUUAUUAAGUGUUGGCGUAUUCACUGAUGAAGCUCGAUGACCGCCGCCGAACAGUGGCUGUAUCAAUUGUCGCUUGUGCGAAGGUCUCAUCAACGAAAAUAGGAACGGGUAGUUCAAGCUUGCGAUAAUUUUCGGACAGCAAUUGUUUUGGCUUAAGUGUACUACAAUUACCGCAUGCGUUGUCAUUGUCAGCACUAUUUUAUUUUGCUUCUGGCAAUUGGGUUUUUAAAUUUUGAAAAAUGUAUUGAGUUUUUGAUUUUAUACGAAAGAGCACCUUUUUCUGAGUCACUAUGAUUUUUUUCAGAUUUUUAGAACUUUGUUUUGAUACCUAAAAUCAAUUUCAAAGAGAUUUUUUGAAAUCACCUUUUGACAGGUGAGCAACUGUUUGACAGCUCCGCCCAGUACAAACGGCGACGAGGGGUGAUUCGACAAAUCGCUCCCAUAUAAACUUCAAAUUGAUUUUUAAAUAGGUUCCCGGGCUCCAAAAUUCAUGAAAAUUUGGAUUUCGGCUAAGUUUGACAUGCAGAUUCAGAAUAUCGAAUUAUCUCAACACCGUUAAAGAAGCCAAUUGAUUCUAAUUUCGGAUUCAAAAUAUUAUAACAAGCUUCCAGUGUUGUUGAUGAAUGAAUUUUGCAAAUGUUGAAUUGAUUUCUCUGCAUUGUGCGCCCCAUAAAUAUAGAAAUUUAAAAAGACUGGUAAAUAGGGUUUGUGCGCCAUCAGUAAUUUCACGCUCCCAGUUUCAUCUUAUUUGAAAACAAGUGAUUACGGCACCAAUUGAUUCCGUUCUUUUUGUUUUCAUACGUGCUCAAUUCUAACAAAAAAAUACAAAAAUAAAAACAAAACAAACAAUGCUUAAAUCCUUUGUUUUUCGUAGGAUGAAAAUGGGAGCUUUUUUUUUUUAUAUCUGUAUUAACGAGAUUUUUAGCCCUUGGCUAGUUCAUCUCGGGAAAAUGGGAGCCACAUGCUUAAUAAGGGAAACAAAAACCCUACUUUACCAUAGCUAGUAUUAAUUAAAAUUAAUUAGAAGUCGUCGUCCUCUACCUGGCUCACUGCUGGAUAUUAUUUUCGCUAUUCUUUCUCUGAUAUUCGCACUACGUGUCCAGCCCACUGAAGUCUGCCGUAUUUUAUACGUUUCAUACACGUUUCAUAUUCGCAUCUUUGUACACUUGGUACAACUCAUGAUUAAUGCGUCUGCGCCACACUCCAUUUUCUUGUUUCCAAUUGAGAAUUGUCUGCAGCACUUUGCGCUUAAAAAAUAUUACCAUGCUUUAAAUAGAAGGAUUCAUGCUUUAAAUAGAAGGAUUCAAUAGUGAUUCAAGUACAGCCAUUUCUAUGUGUUUGUGAAGAUGGGACUUCAUUUCUCUUUGUUAUACUUAAAAGCUUUUAAGGUAACGUCCACAUUGAAAUAAAGCACUUUAAUUUAGCAUUAAGGCGAGUCGCACAAAUUCGUAGGUGGUACAGUCCUAGACCGCUGCUAUGAGGGUUGCCUCCUUCCCAUCCGAACCAAAGCACAAAGAUUUGGGACUAAUCUCUGACUCUUAGACUCAGAUUCAAAAGAAUACGUUUGGUGAAAGUUCAGGCGUACAAAAUAUUAUUUGGUUGUGUUGAGACAGCUGCCUGCAUAAUUUAUCUGGUUUUCUUUUUCCAUAUUGACCGCUGCAGAACUGACUGGCCGAAAAUCUGGAAUGGAAAACUGUAUUAACAUAUUUCAUUGAAAUAGUCAGGGUUGGCAACAAUCGUUGCGUCACCGACCAACGAAGAAAAAUUAAAAAAGUUCGUCAGCAAAUAAAACUCCGUCACUUGCAUCAUCAUCAGCGACCGACAAAGAAACCACGACGACGAUGAACCGAAAAUAAAACAGGGAGCUAUAGUUUUCGUCAUUCUCUUUUGUUUCCUCUCCUUCAACGACGAAAAACGAACAUGUUUUCGUCGCAUGGCACCCGAACGCAGACAAAAGGCAAACCAUUUAUUGACGAUUUAGCCUUUCAGAGCUGUCACAUUAGCUCUGAUGGUAUGCUUGUUGUGCUGCCAAUUUAAAGGUUUUUGGUUCCAUUCCGAAUGAAGGCGUGUUUCAUUUUUGUAUCUUUUUCUGAUCAGCCAUUCCCGUGAGGCUGAUUAUUCGUUCGCCUACCCUGUUCGGUGCAAGACUUUUUCGUCGCAACCAGCAAACUGACUGACGGUGUUUGAAGAAAAAUAUUCAAGAGCUGCUGACUCAGUGACCCAAACUUUUUAUUACCCGUUGUCGUCAAUGAUUAUGCUUCAGUUCCGAUGACUAUUGACAACCCUGGAAAAAGCUAUUCGUGAUACGCUUGCAACGGUUAUACACUUUCCUGCAUCAUAUGAUAAACCUAGCUGAAUCCUCCCGAAACAAUAUGUUCAUUAUCAGCAAACACUAAACACAACAACAGACACACCGAAAAAAAAACUACAUCAAAUCUUGAUCCUGGAAUGUUCCUACAGUAGCCAUUUGUUAGAAAAAUAGCAUGAUCAAAAUUUAAUGUGGUAGAUCUUACGCCGUAACGCACCAUUCCAAGCACAGUUCCAAGGACUACGUGCAGCACUGUCAGUUAGUCAGAAAAUAGAAGUAGAUAGUAAGUUUUCAUGUAACGUACUUCAUGAAUGUUGCAGAAUGCACCACAAUCCUUUCUAUAUAUUCACACAUUUACAAUAACAAUACAAAUGCAAGCUGGAAUGAACUCUCAAAAAAAUAUGGUGAAGAUACGGAUAAAUCCCAUAUAAAAGUAGCAUAGAUGGUUGAAAGUUUCUGUACAAAAACCAUCUUACAGUCUCUUACAGUUUGAUGGUUUUGGCUUUCUAAGAGAGGCAAUUACUUGUAUAUUUACAUGCGUAAAAGGAAAUUUGCAUAUAAUUGCCUAUAGUUAGUUUAUAUAUGCUUGAAAUAUGCCCCAAAAAACUACAAAAACCGUAAUAACUAUUUUAUUUUUGAAAUUAGCAGGAUGUCGUGUUCGGCAAAGUUAUGUGUUUUACCAUUAUCUAUAACUUUGUAGAACAUCAGAAAAAUGUAGGAUCAAUCCUUCGAAAGUUAUUGCGCAAAAACUCUUUUCAAGGGGCUGAUGAUAAAAAACGUAACGUAUCUUGAAAAGUAACGGAGUUACAAACUUGGCGUCUUUGACAAAGUUGCUCCAAAUAACAUUAUCUACAACUUUUGUGAAGACACCAACCUUGUAUCUUGAAAAAUGCAAAAAAUAACUUUUCUAUCUCACUUUUAGGGGGAUUGAUCAUUUCUUACAAUAGUUCAAAAGAAGCUCCUUAUUAUAGCGAAAAACUUUCUCGAAGACACCAUGACGCUAAACGUCAUAGUUUAAAAGUUAUUAAUUAAGCGCGCUAAAAUGACGAAAUCAGCCACUGUGCAAUGGAAGGAUACAUUCCUGAGUUCGUUUUAUGUUGUUGUUAUAUUAUGAAAACUUAUUAUUUUUUAUAGUGGCCAUGGAAAAUAAAAAAAAAACUAUUACGUGUUUCAACAACUAUUUUAUGUACUUAUGAAAUAGUCAUUGUGACGAACCAGUCACUUCGAGUGUCGACGUGAAGUUCUGAGUUUCAGCAAAACCAGCAUAUCCUUUGUUAGAUUUUGUGUUGAUAAAGAAUUCUUGAAUGUAUCCAGACCAAAGGUGUCGACAUGCUACAAUUAUAUAAUAAUCCAUUCGCAUAACUUAAUCAUACUGAAUUCCAUACCAUUUCCGUACCAAAAUCCCAUCUCCUUUCUAUUUCCGAUGGCGUUGGCGAGUCGCUGGCAUCUCGAUAAAUCGAUAUUAUCCCUUUCCAUUUACAUAACCAUAACGUAUUUGUUAUCAAGAGCGAUCAAUAGAGUACUUCAUAGCGACAAUCUAUCUCUUUCGCUCAUUAAGAAAAAUAGAAAACCACAGAACCAGAACCUGUCAAAAUUGACAGAUGUUGAUCCUGUUGUUUUCUAAUUUUCUUAAAGAGUGAAAGCGAUAGAUUUCUUCGUGACGUCACCGUGCAUUGCAGUAUAGCGCUUACGCCUUGGUUUGUUAGCCAGAGCACAGUGUAAAUGCCUGUGCCCCUCUCUGAAGCAAAAAGGCUUAUGGAGUGACAACACAUCUUAAGUACGUCACUCCCAACGUUGUUAUUUAAGUAUACUAAAACAUUUACACUCGCACCAAGGCAUUUAAAUUAUAUCAUCAAAUGCACUUACACGAUUUGCAUUUUGCCGUACCAGUCGCUUAUAGUGAAUUCCAAAUCAACACAGAAAAAAACAUGUAAUUAAAAUUCAGCGAGAAAUCAUGCACAUAAAGGGAAUGGUAGAGUUAGUGCACUUUUACAUGAGAUUUAAUGUAAAAUUACAUUACCAUCGUGUAAAUUACCGCUAACCAUCGCGUAAAGCAUCACGGACUCCAACCGGUUACGCGACUAUUAGCGGAAAUUUACAGAAACGUAACGUAAGUUUACAUGAUAACUGUUGGAGCAGUACAAGCAAGCCAUGAUUUUUAGCCUUAAGUUGACACAUGCAAAUAAACUCUAUUCUAAUUUGAACCACCAAACUAUCAAGUUGAGUUUUACUCCCACAGAAGAAUCGAGGUUUUAGGAAUCAGUCAGCGAAGGCUCAAGGAAUCUAUUCCGUCAAUCAGGUGAGUGUUACUGCCAACCGGAAGUUCACCACAGUCGAACUCAAUGGACACGCCGUCAGAAUGCAGCUGGAUAGCGCAGCGGACAUCAGUGUCAUUUCACAAGAAGUCUACAAGCAAAUGGGAUGUCCAGCCGGAAAACAACCAUCAAUCAACGUUGUGAAUGCUUCUGGCGAUGACAUGGGUCUCACUCUGGAAUUGUCGUGCUCAAUCACCUUGAAUGAAGUGUCCAAGCAAGGAAGAUGUUUCGUGUCCAAGGCAGAUGACCUCAAUUUGUUCGGAGCUGAAUGGAUUGAAUUGUUCGGACUUUGGGAUGUACCUUUCAACGCAGUGUGCAACCAAGUAUCGAUGAAGCAUCAUCGGGAAGCUGAGGGCCUGGUCGAUCGUUUGAAAGUCAAGUACAGCAACGUUUUCGAUGAGAACCUGGGACUUUGUACGAAGAAGCAAGUAUCGCUAACUGUCAAGCCAGGAUCGAAGCCAGUUUUCCGUCAGAAGCGUCCAGUUCCAUAUGCAUCUGUCCAGAAAAUUGAAGAUGAACUAAACCGGCUUCAAGCUUUGGACAUCAUUUCACCAGUGACAUACUCUGAGUGGGCCGCUCCAAUUGUAGCAGUUCGGAAACCGAAUGGCAAGGUCAGAAUCUGUGCAGAUUAUUCCACCGGGUUGAACGAAGCUUUAGAAGCAAAUCAUCAUCCGUUGCCGCUUCCUCAAGACAUAUUUGCAAAAUUGGCUGGGAAGAAAAUAUUUUCGCAAAUAGAUCUUUCGGACGCCUACUUGCAAGUCGAAGUUUCGGAAUCCUCAAGAAAAUUGCUGACCAUCAACACCCACAAAGGUCUGUACCAAUUCAAUCGACUUUCUCCGGGAGUCAAAACCGCGCCAGGUGAAUUCCAGCAGAUUGUGGACAGCAUGGUAGCAGAUUUGGAGGACGUAAGCGUUUAUCUUGACGACAUCAUUUUGGCAAGCAAUUCUCUGGAAGAACAUCUUCAGCAGCUGGAACGGUUACUGGCUCGCAUCGAAGAAUACGGAUUUCACCUCAAAAUCGGAAAAAGCAACUUCUUCAUGCAGCAGAUUCAGUACCUCGGAUUGAUUGUAGAUGACCAAGGAAUUCGUCCGGAUCCAGAAAAGAUCAAGGCCAUCGUCAAUAUGCCAGCCCCGCACGAUGUACCAAGUCUACGUUCGUUUCUGGGAGCAGUAAAUUAUUACGGCAAGUUUGUACGAGCAAUACACGAUCUUCGUCAACCAAUGGAUGCUUUGUUGAAAAAGGACGUCAAAUGGAACUGGAGCCCAGCUUGUCAGAACGCUUUUGAAGAGUUCAAGAGGAUUCUACAAUCAGACCUUCUACUGACGCAUUACAACCCAAACUUGGAGAUGAUAGUAGCAGCCGACGCAUCGCAACAUGGUAUAGGAGCAGUCCUGCUUCACCGAUUUCAUGAUGGGUCUAUCAAGGCUGUAUGUCACGCUUCCCGUACAUUGACUGACGCUGAAAGGAAUUACGCUCAAGGAGAAAAGGAAGGAUUAGCACUGAUAUUUGCCUGCACCAAGUUUCAUCGAAUGAUUUUUGGAAGACAUUUCAUUCUGCAAACGGACCACGAACCACUUCUUGGGAUAUUCGGAUCGAAGAAAGGCAUACCAGUGCAUACUGCUAACAGACUACAGCGUUGGGCACUGACACUGCUGCAGUACGAUUUCAAGAUCGAAUUCCAGAAGACUGAAAGUUUUGGAUACGCUGAUUUACUCUCUCGCUUGAUUGGACAACAUUCCAAGCCCGAUGAAGAUUAUGUGAUUGCCAGUUUGCAAAUGGAAGCAGAUAUUCGCAGUAUUCAAACCGAAGCCGUAUUAGUUCUACCAAUCACCAGUCAAUUGAUUUUGCAAGAAUCAAAAAAGGAUGCCACGUUUCAAGCAGUCCUCAAGCAAGUUCGAGAUAACUGGCCUUCCACGAGACAUUCCAAUGAAGUCGGAUCAUUCUACAAGAGACGUGAAGCGCUGUGUGAAGCGAAUGGAUACCUGAUGUUCAUGGAUCGAAUCGUCAUUCCGAAGUCAUUGCAAUCAUCUGUUCUCAAGCAGUUACAUGUUGGUCAUCCUGGAAUGCAAAGAAUGAAAUCUCUGGCAAGAAGUUUUGUGUUUUGGCCAAAUAUGGAUGCAGAUAUUGAAGACUAUGUCCGGAGAUGUUCAAACUGUGCAGCAGCAUCAAAAGCUCCCGUGAAAACAACUCUUUCAUCGUGGCCAAUUCCGUCCAUGCCCUGGUCUCGUCUUCAUGUGGAUUAUGCUGGACCAAUCAAAGGAAAAAUGUUCCUCGUCAUCGUGGACGCGUAUUCAAAAUGGCCAGAAAUUUAUGCAACCAGUAACUCGACCGCAACAAUGACGAUUAAGAAGCUGAAGGAAUGUGUCUCCCGAUUUGGAUGUCCAUUGACCAUUGUAACGGAUAACGGUACCCAGUUUUGCUCUGAAGCAUUCAGCAAGUUUUGCCAGCAGCACGGAAUCGAUCACGUGAAAACUCCACCCUUCCACCCACAAUCUAAUGGUCAAGCCGAGCGAUUUGUGGAUACACUAAAGAGAGCGCUUUUGAAGAUAGGCGGAGAAGACGUUGAAGAUGCACUGCAGAUUUUCUUUCAGACCUAUCGCUGUACCCCUAAUCCAUCCUUAUCGGAUAACCGAUCACCAGCUGAGGUCCUGUUGGGCAGAAAAACCCGAACUGUUUUUGACCUGAUGAAGCCGCCGAUUUCACAACCAACGCAAAUUAAUGAAAGGCAGAAUGAUCAGUUCAACAAACAGUAUGGAGCGAAACAUCGAUCGUUUGAAGCUGGGGAUACAGUUUAUGCUGAAAUUCAUAUUCGGAACGAGCGCUAUUGGGCCAAAGGUAUCGUUAUUGAGCAGAAAGGAAGUGUGGUCUACAAUGUUCUUCUACAAGACGAAAAACGACAAGGUUUGAUAAGAUCACACACUAACCAACUACGGAAACGCAAACCGGACGAAAAAUGUGAAGCUUCAGCUGAGCAGCCUCUACCGUUACAAGUUUUGUUGGAGGAAUUUAGCUGUCCGGAUCAUGUUCCAACUGAAGAUAUUGAAAAUCCUGGGAACUCUCAACUGGAUAUUCCCGUAACCGAGCCCGGAAGUUCAAGAGGUAAUACGUGUCCUGAACAGAUGAAAUCAAAUUCUAUCGACGGAUCAUCGGAGGUUUGUCGUAGUCAGGAUCGGGUUCAAUCAAGAAAACGAACUCUACCUUUUCGGGAACCUUCAGGCAGGAAGCGGAAACUUCCUUCACAUUUUGAGUACUACGAGAUUUUCUGAAGGAGGAGAUGUUGGAGCAGUACAAGCAAGCCAUGAUUUUUAGCCUUAAGUUGACACAUGCAAAUAAGCUCUAUUCUAAUUUGAACCACCAAACUAUCAAGUUGAGUUUUACUCCCACUACACAAUAAUAACUCAUGUAAAUAUGCACUAACUCUAGCAUUCCCUUUAUGUGCAAUAUUUUUCGCUGAAUUUUACAUGAAUAUUUUUUUUCUGUGAACUCAUUCAAAAUAUCCAACUCCUUGACAACUAUGGGGGCGUCGUAUCAUCACUAGGUGGCGUAUCAUCACUUUCGGUUCAUAUUUCACUUUCGCAAAAUUAUGCUAUUAUCACAUAAAACUUAUAAGUUAACAUAAAUUUUGACUCAAAGCUAUGUUCAAUAAGCCUACCAUGAAUGAAUAAAGGUGUUUUGUGAGUCGUCUGAUAUACAAGGCGUUGAUGGGAGGCGAUUUUUUGAAAGACAAUCUUUUUACCGAGUUUCAAUACACAUAAAAAAGGUCGAUAUUUUUAUGUAAAAUCUGACAAAAGGCAUGGCUUUCUUGUCAGCCUUCGAAAAUUCUUCAAAUAUAUUCACACAAUUGGUUUACAUCAAAAGUUUUUCCAUUGAAACAUAAUUGUAGCGCCCCAGCUGAUGAAAGACGUGGAUCUCAUAGUGGUUAACUUCCCCCCAGAUUACGGUACCAUGAGCGGAUAGAACAGGAGUACCGUGAUUUCGGGUGAAAUUGAUCAGUGGGGUGAAAUUGAUCGACGUAAGGACACUUUUUAUUUGUCAAAAAUAAAGCUUUGAACUUAAAAUAAUUUAUAGAAAAUGACCAUCAUCUGGUUCAUGGGUUAUUGAAUGAUGAGUUAACAUGUUUUACAAUUAAUUAAUCACAUAUUUCUGUAUUAAAUUUAAUAUUUUCCGAAACUGCGUGUUUGGCGAAUUUCAAGUACGCUUUCAAACUUUUGU
This is a messenger RNA of Aedes albopictus (Asian tiger mosquito), 11187 nucleotides long. RefSeq lists its product as uncharacterized. The record is from RefSeq and is a predicted model, not a curated record. Gene Ontology annotation, molecular function: nucleic acid binding. The transcript has a single exon. Gene Ontology annotation, biological process: DNA integration. Bases 7020 to 10241 code for a protein of 1073 amino acids. NCBI's taxonomy places the organism in Eukaryota, Metazoa, Arthropoda, Insecta, Diptera, Culicidae.